Cordyceps fumosorosea ARSEF 2679 is the source of this 1173-nucleotide messenger RNA. Its product is annotated as mating-type switching protein swi10. Gene Ontology annotation, biological process: meiotic mismatch repair; nucleotide-excision repair; UV-damage excision repair. The coding region runs from base 1 to 1173 and encodes 390 amino acids. Gene Ontology annotation, cellular component: nucleus; nucleotide-excision repair factor 1 complex; ERCC4-ERCC1 complex. NCBI's taxonomy places the organism in Eukaryota, Fungi, Ascomycota, Sordariomycetes, Hypocreales, Cordycipitaceae. Gene Ontology annotation, molecular function: single-stranded DNA binding; damaged DNA binding. The transcript is spliced from 2 exons. The record is from RefSeq and is a predicted model, not a curated record.
AUGGCUGACGAAUAUGGCGCCGAUGAUGCGCUACUUGCCGCCAUGGCAGCCGCCGUUCCGACUCCUGCCUCACGACCUGCGCAGCCGCAACCACGGCCUAAGAUUCAGCAGCCUACACCUCAGCGCCUCGACAAAGCACCUCCUGCGGCUUCAGCAUCCGGAGCCAAGGUCGUACAGCCGACUCCCCAGUCGCUUCCUCCCAGACAAGGCGCUUCGAAUAUCCUCGUCUCGCCCCGUCAGCGCGGAAAUCCGGUCCUGACACACAUCAAGUCGAUGCCGUGGGAGUACAGCGACAUUCCGGCAGACUAUACUCUUGGAGCCUCGACAUGCGCGCUGUUUUUGAGUCUCAAGUACCACCGUCUUCAUCCCGAAUACGUCUAUACCCGAAUUCGAAACUUGCAAGGCAAGUAUAAUCUACGAAUUCUGCUCACCAUGAUUGACAUCCCAAACCACGAAGACCCCCUCCGCGAGCUGUCCAAGACCUCCAUGGUCAACAAUGUCACCAUCAUCUCGUGCUGGUCCGCCGCCGAGGCCGCUCGCUACCUGGAACUCUACAAAGCAUACGAGCAUGCCAGCUUCGACGCAAUCCGCGGCAAGCAGUCAUCCAGCUAUGCAGAGCGCCUUGUCGACUUUGUCACGGUCCCCCGCAGCCUGAACAAGUCAGAUGCCGUUGCCCUCGUGGCCAACUUCGGCAGCCUAAGGAACGCCAUCAACGCCGACGCCGAGCAGCUCGGCAUGCUCAGCGGCUGGGGCGGCGUCAAGGUCAAGCGUUGGACCGCCGCCAUCGAGGAGCCGUUCCGGGCCAAGAAUGCGUCCAAGCGGAUCCUGCCCACCGGCGACGCUGCCGCCCUGGCUGCGCUGGCCGAGCCCGGAGCCGCAGCCGGCAGGGCAUCGCGGCUGGAGGAGGCAGUGCCGCUCUCUCGUGUGCCAUUGAGAGACAUGCCGGCGGCGAAGGCUGCGGAGACGACCCCCGAAGCAGGCGGGGCGUUGAACUCGGGCAAGCAGUUCCAAUUCCGUGGCGACACGGACGACGAGGAUGACGAACUGGAAGCCGCCGCGACUACCGCUUCCAACCCAACACAGACGGCCAGCGAGCUAGCGCAGCGCGAAGCUGACAAGCCUGAAGAGCUUCCUGAUGGAAUUGCGGCUGCGUUGGCAAAGCUUCGCAACUGA